Salvia miltiorrhiza (redroot sage) is the source of this 2074-nucleotide messenger RNA. RefSeq names its product protein NRT1/ PTR FAMILY 8.1-like. Bases 248 to 1957 code for a protein of 569 amino acids. The transcript has 5 exons. Lineage: Eukaryota; Viridiplantae; Streptophyta; Magnoliopsida; Lamiales; Lamiaceae. The record is from RefSeq and is a predicted model, not a curated record. Gene Ontology annotation, biological process: transmembrane transport; oligopeptide transport. Gene Ontology annotation, molecular function: transmembrane transporter activity. Gene Ontology annotation, cellular component: membrane.
AAAUUUCCAAAACCUUUUUCGAGUAAAGAAAAGUUUUUUCUCUACAUAUACUCAAUUCGAAGUUAGGAGGUAGAAACUUUCGUUUCCAACCUUAUUUUUUGAAAAUCUCUCACAUUUUGGGCAAUAACUUCGUGUUCCCAAAUUCAUUCUCUUAUGAGUAACAAAUCAAGAUUUGUGAAAUUCUGCCAGUAAAAAUCCAAGAAUCGUGCUUAUUUUUUCUGCAGCUUGGAUCCAUCUGCAGCUAGCCAUGGCGGAGGACGAUAACUACACCAAAGAUGGCACCGUCGACUACAAGGGCAAACCGGCCAACAGGAAGAUAACAGGAACUUGGAGGGCCUGCCCCUUCAUUCUUGGAAAUGAAUGUUGUGAGAGAUUAGCCUACUAUGGAAUGAGCAGCAACCUCUUUCUCUAUUUCACCAACCAACUCAAUCAACACAACGCCGUCGCCUCCAAAAACCUCUCUAAUUGGUCCGGCACUUGCUACGUCAUGCCGUUAAUCGGAGCCUUUCUCGCCGAUUCCUAUCUCGGCCGCUACUGGACCAUCGCCACCUUCUCCAUCAUCUACGUCAUCGGAAUGACACUUUUGACCCUGUCGGCCGCGGCGCCGGGCCUAAGGCCGACGUGUCGCGAGAAAGACGACUGCUACGCGACGGGCUCGCAGACCGCAGUCUGCUUCGCGGCAUUGUACCUCGUGGCGCUGGGCACGGGCGGGAUCAAGCCGUGCGUCUCAUCGUACGGCGCGGAUCAAUUCGACGAUGCUGAUGAGGUGGAGAGGGGUCACAAGGGCUCCUUCUUCAACUGGUUCUAUUUCUCGAUCAAUAUCGGCGCGCUGAUUGCGGGAUCGGUUCUUGUUUGGAUUCAAGUCAACAUCGGGUGGGGGUGGGGAUUCGGUGUUCCCGCGGCGGCCAUGGCCGUGGCCGUCGCGUUUUUCUUCUCCGGUACUCGGUUGUACCGGUACCAGAAGCCCGGCGGCAGCCCCCUAACGCGGCUGUGCCAGGUGGUGGUGGCCGCCGUCAGGAAACAUCGCGUUCGAUUGCCUGAUGACAAGUCGCUUCUUUAUGAGACGAUUGAUUCGGAGUCUGCGAUAGUAGGCAGCCGAAAACUCGACCACACUAACCAGCUACGUUACUUCGACAGGGCGGCAGUGGAGAUUGAAUCCGAUCUCAUCAAAGAGUCGAUAAACCCAUGGCGGCUGUGCACGGUGACGCAAGUGGAGGAGCUGAAGGGAAUACUCCGGCUGCUCCCGGUGUGGGCCACGGGAAUAAUCUUCAGCACGGUGUACGGGCAGAUGGGGAACCUCUUCCUCCUCCAAGCCGAGUACAUGGACGCCCGACUCACCCCCCACUUCACCAUCCCGGAGGCCUCCCUCUCCAUCUUCGACACCCUCAGCGUCAUCUUCUGGGUCCCCGUCUACGACCGCCUCAUCAUCCCGGCCGCGCGGAGGCUCACCGGCCGCCCCACCGGCCUCACCCAGCUGCAGCGCAUCGGGGUGGGCCUCUUCAUCUCCGUAUUCGCGAUGCUCUCCGCAGGCAUCCUCGAGAUUUACCGGCUGAGGGUCGUGAGGCGGCACGGCGCCUACGAGGCCAAGGGCGGGCCCGGGGCCGUCUCCAUCUUCUGGCAGGUGCCGCAGUAUUUCAUCAUCGGGUGCGCGGAGGUGUUCACCAACAUCGGGCAGCUGGAGUUCUUCUACGAGCAGGCGCCAGACUCCAUGCGGAGCCUGUGCGCCGCGCUGUCGCUCACCACCACCGCGCUCGGGAGCUACCUGAGCGCGCUGCUGGUGGCGGUCGUGACGGAGGCCAGCACGAGGGGAGGGCCCCCCGGCUGGAUACCGGAUAACUUGAACUACGGCCGCCUGCAUUACUUCUUCUUGCUCUUGGCCGGUUUGAGUGUGCUCAAUUUGGGGGCUUUUGUUGUUGUCGCCAUGAGGUAUACUUACAAGAAAGCGCUCACGAGAUGAGAUCCACUAUCUGUUUCGUUUCGGUUUAAUAGUAAGACAUAAAUUAUGAAGAAAUCAAUGUAUCCUUGUCAUUUGACGUCGAUUGUCUUGCAGGUGAAUCAAGAUUUUUGUUUUACA